AUGAUUCCAAAAAGAACUGCCUCCGAAAUGAUGGAAAGCUCUGGAAAGGCCGAGGGUGGUCCACUCAAGAGAAUGAAAGAGAUGCUCAAAGAGAAUGCAGAGAAAGUCACUUUCAGCAAUAAUGAAACUAGAGAGUUUGGGUCCUUGAUUCGCCACAAUAGUAUAAUCAUUGCACGUCAUGAAAGGGAUACCAGAUUUUGGAAACAGCGCAUCGAAAUUGCUCAGAAAGCUGUAGGAGAACUUGAGCAAACAAAUAAAGAGUACCAGGAAGAUAUCGAGAAGAAUAGACAGGAAAUUGCGGAAGGAAUUGAUUCUGGCAAUUUAAAAGCAAGGGAGGCUCGUGAAGAGAAGUUGCAGAGAGCUGCGCAGAAAUACUUGACGAAAUUUCUGGAAGGAGAGUUAGAGAAGGCGGGUUUGUCGCUAGAGAAGGAGAGCGAGGAAGAUCAGGGUGAGAAGAUUGGGGGUGAUGGAGAAGAGAAGAUGGUCGAAAAUGAGAUUUAG
Botrytis byssoidea is the source of this 501-nucleotide messenger RNA. RefSeq lists its product as uncharacterized. The record is from RefSeq and is a predicted model, not a curated record. The transcript is spliced from 3 exons. NCBI's taxonomy places the organism in Eukaryota, Fungi, Ascomycota, Leotiomycetes, Helotiales, Sclerotiniaceae. Bases 1 to 501 code for a protein of 166 amino acids.